AUGUACUGUCAGUGGCCGUCUCUCCAGGGAACUCCCCCCACCCUCCAGUGUCCCCUCGGGUCGCCCACUCCGUCAGACGCCUGUCACGGCUCUGACAGGAUCUCCUACCAGGACACCAACUACAGGCGCUCUAUUCCAGCUGAAGAGCGCCUGUCCAUCUGUCUGCGGUUUCUUGCCACUGGGGACUCCUACAGGACCAUUGCGGGGAGCUUCAGAGCGGGCAUAUCCACCGUCUCCAUGCUCAUCCCAGAUGUGGUGGCAGCCAUCUGGGACUGCCUCGUGGAGGAGUUCAUGGCUGUGCCUGGAGCAGAGGAGUGGAGGUAA
Molecule: messenger RNA, 324 nt
Organism: Knipowitschia caucasica
Lineage: Eukaryota; Metazoa; Chordata; Actinopteri; Gobiiformes; Gobiidae
Source: the annotation of a GenBank genome assembly